Colletotrichum costaricense is the source of this 339-nucleotide messenger RNA. RefSeq lists its product as uncharacterized. NCBI's taxonomy places the organism in Eukaryota, Fungi, Ascomycota, Sordariomycetes, Glomerellales, Glomerellaceae. The transcript is spliced from 4 exons. The coding region runs from base 1 to 339 and encodes 112 amino acids. The record is from RefSeq and is a predicted model, not a curated record.
AUGAGAGGCCAGUCGCCCAUCCCAAAGGUCGCACCCGCCCUGCCCGCUCCGGCCUGCUCGGGUCACUGGGCCACUGGCGAACGCAGCAUGUCACCAAACAAGGUGCCCAAAAAGGCAGGACGGGAUUGGGUCAGCGCGGCGGUCCUUCGCCGACGGAGGAGAGGCAGACCCACUGUUACCGCUGACGCUUCCGGUGUCUUCGGCCUCGGCGCCGAGGUUGUAGGAAGCAUCCGGGCCGUCUCCGGUUCCCUUAUCUCCGACAUCUUCUCCCCACGUACUGAAAGUAACCUGGAACAUGGAAACGAGAGGGCCGGUGGAGGUUUGACUUCUUUAGGUUGA